This is a messenger RNA of Serinus canaria (Common canary), 2373 nucleotides long. RefSeq names its product coiled-coil domain containing 57 (gene CCDC57). NCBI's taxonomy places the organism in Eukaryota, Metazoa, Chordata, Aves, Passeriformes, Fringillidae. The record is from RefSeq and is a predicted model, not a curated record. The transcript has 9 exons. The coding region runs from base 411 to 1817 and encodes 468 amino acids.
UCACGUCCCGCGUCUCGGUGCGGGGAUGCCGGUGCUGGCGCCGGACCGCAGCCCGCUGUGCCCGUGUGCCCACGCAGAGCCGCCACAGCCCGUCUGUUCCCGGGCUGGGGAGCGCUCCCGCGCGGCGGGUCUGGGGCUGCUCGCCCCGCCCUGCCACACCGGGCGCGCCCUGGGUCCUAUCGCCGCCGCGGCGACUCUCCCUCCGCUACAGGUUCUCCGGCGCACGGGCCCCGGCUGCGUGCAGCGCGGCUCCGCCGGCGCCGGCUCGGAGCGGGGCCCCGGGGCCUCACAAGGCAUCAGCACGAGCUUUGUGCUGCUUGCGUAGAGUGCAACGCAGGGCUGGAUCCUGCAGGCAUGAAUGCUGCACUGGCUGUCCGGAGGGACAGGACCUGAGCAGCGGACUUCAACUUAUGAACGGAUUUCUGCGGUUGAGGUCGAAACAACAACUGUCUCUGGCAGCUGAGCGAGAAUGGAUUCUGAAACAGAGUAAAAUGCAAGCAGAACUUAACUGGCAGCAGCUCUGUGAGAAUGCUGAAUGUAAUUGGUAUCAGAAAUCAGAGGAUCCAACUCACAGCCUAUCUUCAUCUAGUGAGGAGAUAUUUCAGUAUGAUGAUAUAAGUCCUCUGUGUAAAUAUAUCCCUGCUUUGGAAAUAAAAAAGCUGCAAGAACAGAAUGCCAGCCUUCGGGCUGCUAUUGCAAAAAUGAGGAAAGAAAUGGAGAGUCUUAAUGAGCAGAUGUUGUCUUCUCUUCCUCAAACAGACGACAGACAGCUUGCAGAGCAAGGUUCAUUGAGCACAAACAAAAUUUCAGCUGGAACCACACUGAGCAACAUCAAAGUCAGUUCAGCUAAGUUGGAUUGUUUAGUAAACCCAGACACAGAAGAGGGUCCAGAACCCAAAGUUCUUGAAGAAAACAUGGUAGAUUUUGGACAACAGCUACCUGAUGUAGGUACUGGUAUUGGUUGUCAAUAUAGUGUCAAACACACUCUACAAGGAAUGCAAAAUAAACUCAAGGAAGCAGCAAGAAAAAUUUCAAUUCUGAGCCAAGAAAAGCAGCAGCUGAUUGAAAUGGGAAACAGACUCAGGGCAGAACUUGGAAUGGUGUUAAAGGAAGGAGUCUGGCAUCCUGUUAGCUUUAAACAAUGCACAGUUUGUAUUGCCUCCGGUAGUCUUCUUCCAAGAGAACUUAUCAAAAGAACACAGUGUCAGCUAUCAGUUCUAAAGCAUCUACAGCACAGACUCACAACACAGGAGCUGCAGUGCACAAGGCAACAGCAUCCUUCAAAAUUCUCGUCUCUUACUGCUUGCCCUAGCUUAAAGGAAGAAGAAGCUCCAAGCAGCUGUAGAGAAGAAACAGAAUUAUCAUCCAGUGAGGUUUGGAUAGAUUUCUCUAUUGAAAAUCAUGGGCCACAUACAUUCUCAGCAACAAAGUCAGAUACAUCCAGAAAGAUUGCUCAAACUCAGCUGCUCAGUCAGAGUCCUAGUCAUGUCCAGCGGGUUCAGCUUUCUUCAUCCAGAACUCAUAAUUUCUGUCAAAUUUUGGAUACGGGAUCAAGCUGUUCUCUACUCAGUCCUCAGAAGAACACCAGCCAGGGGGAUUUUGAAGUUGUACAUUCAAUCAAGCAAUCUGAAGAAUCUUGGCAAAAUGUCAAAGCCAAGGAUAAACUUGAAACAUCAUCUGAAGAUUUGACAGUCAGAGGAAAAAGGCUGGAAGUUCAGCAGAAGUUAAAAUCCAGGAGUUUAUUUUGUGCUCAUCUAUUAAAACCAAAAAUCUCUUCUAGCAUGACAAAAAUCCGCAAUUACAAUAUUAAAGACUGAUUUCUAUGUUGUCAGCAUGUUGUAGGUUCACACUUGCUAUUAACUUACUUAAACAUCUGUAUAUCAGGUCUAAUUAUCAGCCUCAGAUUUGUAUGUCAGGUUGAGAUAUUUGCAGCCAGAAGAGAGAACAAAUACCCUGUUUCAUACAGUGAAGCCUAAAAUAAAGGGUUAUUCUGUGUGCAUUAUGAGGUUACAGUCUUCAUUGUUAAUACUGAUUUAUUUUAAUUAUAUAUGUUAAGAUUUUCUUGCAUCAUGGAUUUAGAAAUGUUCGGUUAACACAUAGGCAUUGUGCCUUCAGGUAGGACUUGCAGGACUUCAGCAGAUGUUUUGUUGAGAAACUGUAGAUAUGAUUUCAGCUUAGAAGUGGGAUGCCUCAACCUACUUGUCUUCUAAAUUAUAAUGCAACCGUUAAUCCUGUGCAGCUAUCUUUCUACUUGAAAGAAAGGGGUUUCAAAAGAUUGCACCUGAGUCUGUAUUAUUUAUCAUCUUCUGUAGCUCUUUCCACUUGUUCAGAGAGCAUGAAAGAAUAUAAAAUUAAAUUUCUACUGUCACACCA